GGAGACAUUGUAGACUGUGGCAUCCGUUUGUCCACACUGCACUGUGUGUCUGGUGCUGAAGCGGUCGGUUGUAGCUGAAUGAUUUGAUAAACAUGGACACCAUUCUCAGGACAGACAGGGUCAAUAUGGAAAGUGAACGCAGCAGCACACAGAAGUGUGGUGGCUGCUUGAAGGGCUGAUGACAGUGCGUCAGUGAUGGUUUGGCUGUCAUGACUGCUCUUAUUUGGCUACUCAUAUGGCUGCCUCAGGUCCUGUCAGCAAUGAGUGAGCUGCCCCAGCCUGUCAACCUUACUUUGACCUCAAGCCAUUUCAUUUAUAUGUUUAAAUGGCAGCCUGGACCGGGGACACCCACUGGAGUCUACUACAAUGUCACCAUUAACACAGACAAGGGAACAUCCUGGUUGCCAGUGGCUGGCUGCGCACAUGUCCAGCGCCCACUGGUUUGCAACCUCACAGAUGCCUUCUCCGACCCAAGACAAGUCUACUUAGUCCAGGUUACAGCACUGCUGAAAGCACAAACCUCACAACCUGCCAUCUACCCAGAUUUUAUACCCCUCAGAGAUACUCAACUGGACCUGCCACUGCUGAGAGUGACAACUUGUGGUAGAGAUCUAUGUGUGGACCUUCAGCCUCCCAUGGAACACCGAAGGGAGCUCUAUGAAAGUCUUAGUUACAAACUCAAGAUCGAGAGCGACAGUGCACACAGAGCCCAGGACACCAAGUCUUUGAAAAGACAGAUUUUGGAGGAUCUGGCCCCUGGCAGACAGUACUGUGUCUCAGUCCGCAUCUUUGAUAGCCUGGAGUCCAAGGAGUCCAACUAUAGCCAACCUGUAUGUGCUUUUACCUCUGGCAUCUACACUGCAGACAAGUGGAUCUCAGCUGUGUUCUGUUUGUUGGUGAUGUUCGGUGUGGUAAUCGGGGGCCUGCUGGUCUUCACUGGUUUCAUCUGUCUGAAAAGGAGGCCACAACCACUGGUCCUGACAUCCAUCCAUCACAUAGAAAGGGUUCUGAUCAUUGCGCCCUGCAGCACCUCCUUGUCUUCUCUCAUGAAUGUUAAACCAACACUGCACUCUUCAGGUGAAAAGAGGAGCAACCAGUCAUUAUCAGAUGAGAGCGAUGGGGAAAGUGGAACAGAGGGCACUGUGAUUGGUAUUUCCCUCCCCGCACCUUCCAACGUCUCCAUCUCUUCUUUCAACAUGGAGCAUUCAGUCAGCUUUCUGCCUGGUCCUGGGACCCCCUCUGACACCCACUUCACUGUCCAAAUCGUCUGCCACAGGAAGAACUGGAGACCGGUGGUAGACUGUUUGGAGCUGACAGCUGGACAGAUAUGCAACCUAACCAGAGUGUUCAAGGAUCCGUACACUCAGUACAAAGCCCGCGUCCAGGCCUUCACACCCACCCAGACAUCCAACUGGACUGUAUCAGCGUGGUUCCAGCCUCUGACAGACACUGUGUUGGGACCUCCUGAUGUGUCUGUGUCUGGCUGUGGGAACUGUUUGAUCCUGCAGCUCAGGGUUCCUGCAACAAGGGGGCUCCAACAGAACCUGCAGCUAAAAAGCCUCUACAGAGGAGUCAUCUUCCAUGUGCAAAGGACCAGGGAUGGGGCACAGUUCAGACUGAAUCUACCUUACAAUGAGGAGAAUGUGAUCACGUACCUGCAGCCAGGUGUAGAGUACUGUGUGACCGUCUCUGUUACAGCACUCUUGAACUCCAACCCUGUCUCCAGUAAACCUUACUGUGCCUUCACCAGCCGUCCUCCACCCAGAAGCUCAUUGUAUAUGGUCUUCGGCCUGCUGGGUGCUUUCUGUAUGAUGGGAAUCCUACGCAUUGGAUUGGUUGUUUAUGGUGGUCAGCUGAGCUUCAAGUUACUAAGACAACACCUAUCCAGAACUCUGUCGUAGCUACAUAAUAAAGGUUCUACCAACUGCCUCCUGCCUGCCCACAGCCCAACUCAACCAAUGAAGGGCAGCUCUGAUGGGGAAGAGGAAGAUUGUGAACUGGCAAUGAAAUGAAAAAUUUAAAGUGAAAGUGUUGGGGAGGGACAGGACUGAAGUUAAAGACCAGGAGAGUCUGAUUAGGUGGAGAUGAUUUGGCAGACUGGUUUUGAGAAUAGGAGAAAGUUGAGGGUAAAGUUUAUGGUUCAGUAUCAGAGUGAGGUGUUUUUGGAAACUUAUAGUUUGUGCAUUAUUAAUGUAAAGUAUUAUCUUUACUUCUUUAAAUGCUGCUGUCCAGCCUCUUAUCCUCUCGUGGUUACUGCUCUUACUGACCAGCUGUUAUGUGUUGUAAGGUGAAAAUGUGCCCUUUGAUUCCAUGAGCAUUUCACAGACCUGCUUUAAAUUUUUUGCUUUGAAUACUUUUCAUUAAAAAUUAAAACACAUUGCACAAUUAUUCUCCAGUACACCAUGUUUUAUUCACCAAAUGUAUUUGAUAUAUUGCCCUAAUUUAGAUGGUGAUGCCUUCAUCAAGGUGGUACUCCACCCUGAUGUGUGCAAGGUUUGGAAAACAUUUGGUGUCCAUAAUUAUGAAGGCAAGAUAGUUGAAAAUCAUUUGGUGAAUAAAGCAUAUUGUGCCGUAGAAGACUUGUUUUAACGUUUGCAGUGAGGCUAACACUGGUCUAUAUCUCGCUGUAUGUGCAUUCUUAGUCAUAAACUGUAGAGCUUCUCAGUGAACUUCAAUCUAAAUACAGUUCAUUGAUAAUCAUUUUCCCUAAACUACUUGAGAGUUUGAGAUUUAUUAUCAGUGUUCUUGG
This is a messenger RNA of Xiphias gladius (swordfish), 2749 nucleotides long. RefSeq names its product cytokine receptor family member b2 (gene crfb2). The record is from RefSeq and is a predicted model, not a curated record. Gene Ontology annotation, molecular function: protein binding. NCBI's taxonomy places the organism in Eukaryota, Metazoa, Chordata, Actinopteri, Istiophoriformes, Xiphiidae. The transcript is spliced from 14 exons. The coding region runs from base 210 to 1901 and encodes 563 amino acids.